This is a messenger RNA of Rhea pennata, 3098 nucleotides long. RefSeq names its product AN1-type zinc finger protein 5-like. The record is from RefSeq and is a predicted model, not a curated record. Gene Ontology annotation, molecular function: zinc ion binding; DNA binding. The coding region runs from base 266 to 889 and encodes 207 amino acids. The transcript is spliced from 7 exons. NCBI's taxonomy places the organism in Eukaryota, Metazoa, Chordata, Aves, Rheiformes, Rheidae.
CCGCCUGAGCUGCCCGGCGCGGCCCGGCGCGGCGGCGGCCGCCACCGCCGGUCGGGCUUUGGCCGCCUUUGGCCGCGUGGCCUUGGCCUUGAGGGCCAGGAAGCAGCUGGAGCAGCUCGGCUGCAAGGUGACUUCCUCAGGGCGCCGCGGAUCCCGGCCGGCAGCGCUCCUCCGGCCCGGGUAGGCCGGGAAGCGGCGGCGGCGGAGAGGAGCGCGGAGCAGUGGCCGGGAGGGCGCCGACGCUUGGCUUCUUGGAGGAGAAAGGAUGGCUCAGGAGACAAAUCAAACCCAGGUGCCUCUGUUGUGCACCACAGGCUGUGGAUUUUAUGGCAGUCCUCGGACCAACGGGAUGUGCUCCGUUUGCUAUAAGGAAUUUCUGCAGAGACAACAGAGCAGUGAUCGGAUAAGCUCCCCAGCAGCCAAUGGUCCCAACAACAGCCCUGUGGCUUCAGAUUCAGUUGCAGGGCCAUGCGCAGAGGGAGACUCCACGCCUGAGGAUGUGAAAGCCAGUGCGCAGACUCCUGUGACCCAUCAGAUGACGGCCAUGAGCAUAUCCAGAGAAGAAAACAGCAAUGAGUCAGAAGGAUUUGUUAAGACAGACGAGGUCUCAUCAGCGUCUUCUUUGUCAGGUAGUCUCCUUGAAAUAUCCCAGAACACAGCUGAGGACAAGAUGGCUUCAGAAAAAAUGAAACAGAAAAAGAACCGCUGCUUCACUUGCCGGAAGAAGAUAGGGUUAACUGGCUUUGACUGCCGCUGCGGGAACCUGUUCUGUGCCAUUCACCGGUACUCAGACAUGCACGCCUGCCCGUACGACUAUAAGGCAGAAGCAGCUGAGAAAAUCCGUAAGGAGAACCCCAUCAUCGUAGCUGAGAAGAUCCAAAAGUUGUGAAGGAGGCUGAGCAGCUACAGCCACAUGGCCUGGUGCUUCUCCCUUUCCUCCCAGUGUUUCUACUCUUCCUCCCAACCCCAUCAAUGGCCUGAUGAAACCUCCAGCAGCAGACAUGAAUCUACACCCAGAGUUGGAGAGUCCUCACACCUCUUUGGCAGAGAUUUGGGGUUCCUCCUCUCCCUUCCUGUCUGUCCUACAGCCGCUGUUCAGUUGAUCCAUUUUUGACCAACUUCCAAAUGGAAAAGGGAUUGUCACUGCUCCUCCCACCGCCAGCACUAAGACCUUUGGACUUGUCUUCCAGCAGGGUGGUUUGCACAGUGCGGGCAGCAGGGCUCCGCCAGGCAGCCUGUCGUUCAGCCUGCGGCUCAGUUCUGCAAACCUCCCGGGACUAGUAGCUAGUGUCCGUGAGCUGUCUCCAUCCUUUGUACCCUCUGCCCCGUUGUCUGUUUGUGGCAGAUGUAGAAACAGGAGCUGAGGAAUCCGGGCCGCAAAUCUACCCUCUGCUCCGCCUGAGGUGUCCGUUUUUUGGAUGCAGGAAAAAGAGUUCAAUAGUUUUAAUGCCCCAAAUAUCCCCUCACUUCUCUUUGAGAAGCUGUUGUUGAAGCAGUUGGAUCAUUAAGCAGCAGAGUACUGACACAGUAAAGUUACUUUGUGGCUUGCGGUGGCACAGACACGCUCCAGCCACAAGUGAGGACCUUUAGGAACGUACCACUCCGUGCCUCCUGCCUCUCGCUGCUGGGAGGGAGCUGGCCUGCGGCGCCUGUUCCUUCCAAGGACUUGGCUGGCCUGAGGGACACCCUUGCACGAGCCUUCUGUGGGCUUGGAACGCUCCUCCCUCACCCCCUACGUGAUUGCUGGCCCCUUUCCAUGCGAGACUGGGUGUAAGACGGCCUCUUCUCUCCCCUUAACUCUCUACCUUCUGCCUUACAUGAUUCUUUCUCGUCAGGGUUGUGCACAAGGCUUAGACCAUCAAACCUCUAACCUUUCCUGCACGCUUACAAGUCUUGGAGACCUGUUUCCUCCACUGCAGACUUUGCUGAUAUUCAGUGAGAAUCCUUCUUUCCUAUGAGCAUAUUUACUCUGAAAGUUCACUCAACCUCUUUGCCCUCCAACCUCGCCGCUUGUCCCUGCGGGAAGACAGGGAGGGCCGGGUCCCCAGGGGACAUGGAAGUCACCAUUGCUGCAGUUAACCCUAGGGCACUCCUAAAGCCGAGCAGAGGGAUCUGGGGCACUUGGAAAGGCACAUGGAAGGCCCUGAGGUGCACCGAAAAGCAAACAGAAGGCUCUAGGGCACACAAAAAGUCACAUGGAGGGUUCCGGGGUGCGCAGAAGUGCACACAGAGGGCUCUGGGGCUCUCCAAAAGGCAAACAGAAGUCUCUGGUACUCGCUGAAAGGCAUGCAGAGGCUGCUGGGGUGCAGUGAAAACCAAAGCGGAGGGGCUCUGGGGUGCACAAAAAGUCACGUAGAAUGUUUAGGGUGUUCUGUCUCUCUCCCAACCCCAAACCUAGCUUCUGGUCGUGGGCCGAGCCUCAGAGAAGGCUCUCAUCGACGGCCCAGUUAGAGGAAUAGCAACGGAAAAACCUUUCUGCAAUCUCGCCCUCUUAGCAGCCCCUUUGCAGCCCUGCACCAGCAGGAGCUCUAGGCUUCGUGUCUCACCUAACCCCUGACAGUGGCCUCAGCUGAGCCCUAACUACAGCUGGGGGGGGGGGGGGGAGGGAGAUGGGGAGAAACCUUUUUGUAGGGCUCCCCUUCCACCAUCCCUCAGGAUUGCAUCAUCCACAGCUUUUCCAGGAAGACUCUUCUCCAGGCUGUUCUUCCCGGGAUGCUGAAAAGCCGAGAGCCAGGCCAGCAAGGCUGCGGUGACUCGGUCUCACAAGCAAAGAAAUCCAUAUGGGUCCCAGGAGAAAACAGCAGCCUCUGCCCCACUUUUAACCAUUCCACAUGUUUUAAGCGUUUCCUUCAAAAUUGGCUCAUAUCCUGGCUGCAGAAAGCUGUUAAAUGCACCGGGCCAAACCACAAGCUGGUGGAAAUUGGUGCAAAAAGCUUGCAGACUUGUGGGGAGGGACAGGGAAGCAACUCGCUGCUGCAGAUGGGACGGGAGAGCCCGGACGCCGAAAGGCAGCCAGCUGCUCCUCAACUGCCUCCCUUUUUAUUUUUCUUAGAAUGAAACCAGAUCUGUAAAUAUUAAUAUAUUCUAGUUUGCUUGGA